UCUAGCCUAUAAGUAAAUGUCAAUUCGAUUUUAACCUCAAAAUAACGUUACGUUAACCUCAACUAAACGUGAUGUGAGAUGUUCAUUAUUCGUGUUUUUCAAAUAUCAUAUAAUAUGACAUUUUAUCAUGCAAACAGAUUAUUAAAAUAAAUUUGGCAAUCGUGUCAAUUAUCUUAACACAUUAAAAUAAAUAUUUAAAAAUGACAAUAUCCGAAUAUAUAUCAGCUCUAGCUGAUAAUCCCUACUUCGGGGCUGGUUUUGGGCUUUUUGGAUUGGGGGCCGGGGCCGCAAUUUUAAGAAAAGGUUUACAAGGUUCAUCAAUAUUGUUUCGCAGGCAUUGUAUGAUAACAAUGGAAGUUCCUUGCAGAGACAAAUCGUAUCAGUGGCUCUUGCAAUGGAUCACUUUGAAAGGUGCUCGUCAAACCCAACAUUUGAGUGUUGAGACUUCUUUCGAAAAGAAAGAUACUGGACAUGUUAAGACUAAAUAUGAUUUUAUACCAAGCAUAGGUACCCAUUUUUUUAGAUAUGGUGGCACAUGGAUAUGGGUUGAACGAACAAGAGAAUCACAUACACUAGAUUUGCAUAUGGGAAUUCCUUGGGAGACAGUAACAUUAACAGCUUUUGGACGUGACAGAAAUUUAUAUUUUAAUAUAUUGGAAGAAGCUCGAGAAUUAGCACUUAAAGAGCAAGAAGGAAAAACAAUUAUGUAUACUGCAAUGGGAAGUGAAUGGCGCCAAUUUGGACAGCCAAGAAAGCGAAGACCGUUGGGAUCUGUUGUUUUAGAUGCUGGUAUUAGUGAAAAAAUAUUAAAUGACUGUAAAGAUUUCAUAAAUAAUCCUUCCUGGUACACCGAAAGGGGAAUUCCUUAUCGAAGAGGUUACCUCUUGCAUGGUCCUCCUGGUUGUGGUAAAUCAAGCUAUAUCAAUGCUUUAGCUGGUGAGCUAGAAUUUGCAAUUUGUGUUUUAAAUUUAUCAGAACGUGGUUUAACGGAUGAUAGGCUAAAUCAUUUAUUAAGUGUUGCACCUGUGCAGUCUAUAAUCCUUUUGGAAGAUAUCGAUGCUGCGUUUUUGUCCAGAGAAGAUACCAUGCAACAAAAAUCAGCUUAUGAAGGUCUAAAUAGAGUUACUUUUAGUGGUUUAUUGAAUUGUUUGGAUGGUGUUGCUUCUACAGAAGCCAGAAUAGUGUUUAUGACUACAAACUAUAUUGAUCGUUUGGAUCCGGCAUUGAUUAGACCAGGAAGAGUAGACAUGAAGGAAUAUGUAGGUUAUUGUUCUCAGAAUCAAUUAGAAAACAUGUUCUUGAGAUUUUACAAAGGCAGCGAUAAAUGUGAACAAAACGCAAAACUAUUUGCCAAUAAUGUUUUAGCAUUAAAUAAACCAGUCAGUCCUGCACAAAUACAAGGUUAUUUUAUGAUGCAAAAAUCCCUUGCUGAGGAACAUGUUGUCCAAAAUGUGAAACAAAUAUGGGAACAAAUGUAAAUAAAAUAUGCAUUAUAUUAAUAAUCAGCAAAUAUCAAUCUUUCAGUCACCUU
Molecule: messenger RNA, 1531 nt
Organism: Ctenocephalides felis (cat flea)
Lineage: Eukaryota; Metazoa; Arthropoda; Insecta; Siphonaptera; Pulicidae
Product: mitochondrial chaperone BCS1-like
Biological process (GO): protein insertion into mitochondrial inner membrane from matrix; mitochondrial respiratory chain complex III assembly
Cellular component (GO): mitochondrial inner membrane
Molecular function (GO): ATP binding; ATP hydrolysis activity
Source: RefSeq, a predicted model, not a curated record